Tetranychus urticae (two-spotted spider mite) is the source of this 844-nucleotide messenger RNA. Its product is annotated as apolipoprotein D. NCBI's taxonomy places the organism in Eukaryota, Metazoa, Arthropoda, Arachnida, Trombidiformes, Tetranychidae. Gene Ontology annotation, molecular function: pigment binding. Gene Ontology annotation, cellular component: cytoplasm. Gene Ontology annotation, biological process: response to reactive oxygen species; lipid metabolic process. The record is from RefSeq and is a predicted model, not a curated record.
UAACACACAAUAGUAGUAGCCAGUUAGCAAGCUAGUUUCAUUGAAAAACACUCGGCUUCGAAUUUCUGCAAAACCAUGAAAAUGAUCGCAACUCUCUUCUUUGUCUUUGCUUUCGCUUCACCAGCUUUUGGUGGUUUGUUCAGUAAAUGUCCAACUCCUCCAACUGCCCCUGCUGGUGCAGAUAUUGCCAAGAUUGCUGGUCGAUGGUAUGAGAUUGCUCGACCAACCAAAGCCUCUGAAAACGGUUUAACAUGUGUUACAUGCGAUGUCACUCCUCGAAAAGACGGAAACUUCAACAUUACCAACCUGGGAACUAAACCUGAUGGUUCAAAGGCUGGUGAAUAUGGUUUAGCCAAACGUACCAGUAGUCAAGUUUUACUCAACAUCUACUCAUUGACAGUCAAGCUUCCAUUCCCAAUCGGUUUCAACAUAGCGUAUACUGAUUACGACAACUAUCUGGUUGCAUACACUUGUCUCGGUAUUCCUCCCAUCUACACCGUUAAACACGGUUGGAUUUUGUCCAGGAAUAACACCAUCAGUGCUGACAAGCUUACCGAACUGACCGAUUUGUUGUUCACUAAGUAUGGAGUUUCACGCGAUGAGACUGAAUUCACAACCCAAAAGGACUGUAAAUACUGGCCAGUACCACAAUAAAUCGCAUUGAGAGUCAAAUAAUUGUAACGUUGUAAUGAAUGAUCGACUCAAGAACCUAAUUUAAACGAAUGAAUGAUAAAUAUCAUGAUUCUAACAAUAGGCAAAUGCAAAUCGUUACAUCGUUAAAUCAUCGUUACAAAUUGAAACAGUACUAAUAAACUGCUAAUGUUGCACAGUAAUCAUAUUUUAA